Messenger RNA from Microplitis mediator, 5675 nucleotides. It is a transcript of the gene dlg1, whose product is annotated as disks large 1 tumor suppressor protein. Bases 381 to 3629 code for a protein of 1082 amino acids. NCBI's taxonomy places the organism in Eukaryota, Metazoa, Arthropoda, Insecta, Hymenoptera, Braconidae. Gene Ontology annotation, molecular function: kinase binding. Gene Ontology annotation, cellular component: neuron projection; postsynaptic density membrane; neuromuscular junction. The transcript is spliced from 22 exons. The record is from RefSeq and is a predicted model, not a curated record. Gene Ontology annotation, biological process: chemical synaptic transmission.
AUAAAAAAAAUUCAAGAAGGAAUAAGCUAUCAACUAAAAACUCAAUCACUGCCAAUUUUAAUUUAAAAAACACUAAAAAUCCAUAAAAAAUCAUUUUUCACGAUAAAUCUAAAUUCAUGGGAUUCAAUCCCACGAGAACAGCUUUUAUAAAUCUCAAGAGCAUUAGACAUUGACUGAUGAUUUUAAAUCAGAUUAGCAUUUUUUUUUAUUCUUAAUCCCAUAAAUUACCGAACCAAAAAAGAACUCAACCAAAGGUUAUAUCGUAACGAUCUUAAUCCACGGAAUUUCUCACAAGUACAGAACAAAAAAUUAUUUUUAUACUAAAAUUUGAUCAACCGAGAUCGUAAGUUAAGAAAAUAGACGUCAGGGAUUGGUUGGUGAUGUGUCAGAAGGAUACAACUGCAAGCCUCAAUGACUGUGAUUCAACGAGCAUGAAGCAACCGCCGAGUGAGUACGUCUUCGAGGUUGCUAUGGCACUGUUUGGUAUGGUUUGGCUGUUGCGUGUUCGUUCGGAGAUGCGUCGUUGCUCAAAGUGCCGACGCGAAGAACUGUUGACUGAUCAACAACAACAACAACAGCAGCAGCAACAACAGCAUUUCCAUCAACAGUCACACCAACGUCACCACCAUCAUCAUCAUCAUCAGCAGCAGCAGCAACAUAAUCCGCAUCAAUCACUGUCUCAAACGACUAGUUUGAUUCAAACGCCAGAUGACGGCAUCACAAUGUCGUCUGUAAACACAUUGUUUACUUUGGACACUCCUGGAGCAACUGGACCAGCUGGAAGUUACUGCGAAGUUCACGGAUACGUUGCACCUAAAGAAGAUAUCCAGGAGUUUUAUGAACUAACGCUGCUUGACGAGUCUAAGUCAGUGCAGCAGAAAACUGUAGAAACAAUUCGCAUUGCUGAUAAAUGGGAAGCCAGUGACGGUCCAAUAACACCAACAUUUGCAUCAAAUGACGGUGGACCAGCUUCCGCUUUUCCAUUGACACAAACAUUGUUGAACAUUUACGAUCGGAGGUCAGCCAGCCCUGAUACUCCGAUAGACCAAAACCAGAAAACGAGAUAUGCAACAAGAAAUGUAGACGAACAGUUGCCACCGCCGCCUUCGCCACCUCAAAUAAAAGAGGCUGCUCAGGUAGACGGAGUGUCAAGACCAAAUUCUGUCGAGCGUGUGGUACAUCCGGAAUCAUCGCCACACAUUUUGGCAAAUCAUGACACGCAUAAAAGCCACGACAGCUGGCAGGGGCAUGAUGGAGAUCAGGCUCAUACGCCGCUUCUCGCAGCGGACCCACGACAUGCGAAUGGAGAUGAUGACUGGGAGUAUGAAGAAAUUAUACUGGAACGAGGUGGUGCGGGUUUGGGUUUCAGUAUCGCUGGUGGCACUGACAAUCCGCACUUUGGCAACGAUACAGCAAUUUAUAUCACAAAGCUUAUACCAGGCGGUGCAGCAUCAGCAGACGGGCGUUUACGUGUCAAUGACACGAUACUCCAGGUGAAUGAAGUAUCAGUUGUCGAUGUCCCCCAUGCAUCAGCGGUCGACGCGCUUAAAAAAGCCGGAAAUACUGUCAAAUUGUAUGUGCGAAGACGAAGACACACGCAUCUAACCGAGAUAGAAUUAAUAAAAGGUUCCAAAGGUCUUGGGUUCAGUAUUGCCGGAGGUAUCGGUAAUCAACACAUACCCGGUGAUAAUGGAAUUUACGUCACGAAAAUUAUGGAUGGUGGAGCGGCACAGGUUGACGGACGUCUCAUUGUUGGUGACAAAUUAGUCGCUGUCAGAAACAGCUUGGGUGAUAAAAACUUGGAAAAUGUAACACACGAGGAAGCAGUGGCGACUUUGAAAGCAACUCAAGACAGGGUAGUUUUGCUGGUCGCCAAACCGGAAGGCGUACUGCCACCACCGCCACCGGCUUCAGACCACUCGCUUUCACCACAACCACGUAAACAAAAUGGCUCGGUAACGGCAUUGGAAAAUAAUUCACUGGCAUAUUCACAAGAAUCGCGGCAUGCUUCUUCACUGGCACUUCAUGGAGCAGUAACACCACGAGCAGUAUCUCAGGAAGACAUCUCACGUGAGGUACGCACGGUGAUACUGAACAAAGGAUCAUCUGGGCUGGGAUUUAAUAUCGUUGGCGGUGAGGAUGGUGAAGGCAUCUUUAUCUCUUUUAUCCUAGCCGGAGGACCUGCUGAUGCUAGUGGUGAAUUACGACGUGGUGAUCAAAUUCUCAGUGUCAAUGGAAUUAAUCUCAGGACAGCUACUCAUGAGGAGGCUGCUGCCGCACUCAAGGGUACUGGACAAACUGUAACAAUUGUAGUACAGUAUAAACCUGAGGAUUACAACAGAUUUGAAGCUAAAAUUCAUGAUCUUAAACAACAAAUUUCUCAGCAAAAUUUAACAACGGGUACUCUAAUGAGGACCUCACAAAAAAAGUCCCUCUACGUUAGGGCUCUAUUUGAUUAUGACCCGAACAAAGACGACGGUCUACCAAGCCGCGGUUUGGCUUUUCGUUACGGCGAAAUAUUGCACGUGACGAAUGCCAGUGAUGAUGAAUGGUGGCAAGCGAGGAGAGUCACCCCUCAUGGUGACGAAGAGGGUUUGGGUAUCAUCCCCUCGCGUAGACGAUGGGAGCGAAAACAACGGGCCAGAGAUCGUUCUGUUAAAUUCCAGGGCCACAUGCCUGUUAUAUUAGACAAGCAAUCAACGCUCGAUAGGAAAAAGAAAAACUUUUCGUUCAGUAGAAAGUUCCCAUUCAUGAAGAGUAAAGACGACAAAUCCGAGGAUGGUUCUGAUCAAGAACGGUCGCCCACAACACCUGAGAAUGAAAACGAUCCUACUCCAUUCAUGCUGUGCUAUACCCAGGACGACACUAAUACUGAAGAUUUGUCAUCCGUCGCAGGAAGUAAAGAAAUUUUAUAUCGCGUUGAACUACCCUAUAUGGAAGAACUGACUUUAGUUUAUCUGGAAAAGGAGGACGAUGAGAAUAAUGUUGAUCUUUGUAGCGAAGAAAAUGUACUAUCAUACGAGCCCGUUCAACAAAUGACUAUACAAUACACACGCCCUGUAAUAAUAUUGGGACCGUUAAAAGAUCGUAUCAACGACGACCUUAUUUCUGAAUUCCCCGAUAAAUUUGGAAGCUGUGUACCUCACACGACGAGGAGUAAACGAGACUACGAAGUUGAUGGCCGAGAUUAUCAUUUCGUUGCGUCGAGAGAACAAAUGGAGAAAGACAUACAAAAUCACUUGUUUAUUGAAGCUGGACAGUACAAUGACAACCUUUAUGGCACUUCUGUAGCUUCUGUACGAGAAGUAUCAGAAAAGGGUAAACAUUGUAUACUGGAUGUAAGUGGAAAUGCAAUUAAGAGGUUGCAAGUUGCUCAACUUUAUCCAAUUGCCAUUUUCAUCAAACCCAAAUCCGUAGAAUCUAUUGUGGAAAUGAACAAAAGAAUGACUGAAGACCAAGCGAAGAAAACGUACGAACGUGCGUUAAAAAUGGAGCAGGAAUUUGGCGAAUACUUCACCGCGGUUGUACAAGGAGAUACACCCGAGGACAUUUACGUAAAAGUAAAGGAAGUUAUUGCCGAGCAAUCAGGACCGACCAUUUGGGUACCAUCUCGGGAUCAGCAACUGUGACGUCCUGCCCCCAAUGCGUCUCAAGGUCCAAAUUCAUGGACCUUACCACCAAGGCGUACCGAAUAAUAAUAAUAAUAAGAAUAUCAACAACAAGAACAACAACAAAAAUAAUAAAAAAAAUUAAAUUAAUGCAGCUUGACUAAUACGCAUAUACAUUAUUCAAGUAGCAUAAAUUUAUCCGAGGCGCGUCGAAAAGUGAACAAAAAAAUAUUAAACGUCUCGCUAAUGACAUAAUAAAAAAUAUAAUAAUUGAUUUUAUAUUUUAUUUUAUUAUGAUUAUCAAAACGGUAUUAAUUGUUAUUAUCAAAUAACAACAACAAAAUAUAUAAUAUAAUGAAAAAAAAAAAGUUUUUCAGUUCUUACGUAGUUUAGAACUGAUAAGAUCGGUAUUUUAUGAUCACGCAAAUUAUAGUUGAUAAUUACUAAUUUAAAAAAUAAUAAUUAAUAAAAAAAUAUUAAUUAUAUUAAUUAAAAAUAACGAAAUCAAAUUGACAUUCGUUUGUAGUAAUUAAAAUUAUUUUAACAAAUUAAUUUUUAUUGGAACAAAAAAAAAUCUAAAGUUAUUUAAUUAAUUAUUAGAAAUAAUUUUAAUACACUGACAAAUUAAAAUAAAUUAAAAACGCGCCACAUUUAAAAAAAUUUAAAUUAUUCAUCUGUACUUAAUUCGCAAAUUAAUUUUAAUCAACAUUAAUGUAUUGUUUAUGUUUAUGUAUUGAUCGACGUAUUUGUUUAUAAAUUGGCGCUAAAUCGUGUGCUUCGAGCGAGAUGUUUAGAGAUAAUUAAUUAAUUAUUAACGUGGAAUGGAAAAUAGAUGAAGAAAAAAAAAUGAUAAUUGUAACUGUGAGAUGAUAAAUCGUACCAUGUAACAGAUAAUAAUAAACUGAUUGACUAAAAAAAUAAGUUAAUAAAAAGUUAUAUAGUAUUGCAAAGUCAAGCGCGCAACUUUACGAUCUAUCCGAGCUCACAAGACAAAUCGUUAGUUAUUUAGGAUAGACGAUAUAUAAUGUUUUGUACAGCUAGAUGAUAAAAAUAAACCAGUAAUGGGUUACGUGCAACAUUAUAUAGAAAAUAAUAAUAAUAUAAUAAUAAUAAAUUAAUUAACGACAUAAAUAAUUAAAUAUUGUAAUUUAAAAUGCUACUACUAAUUUAUUAUAUAAAAUAGUAGUACGGAAUAAUAAUUGUAAAUAUUUAUUAUUAUAUUAUUACAUAAAUAAAUAAAUGAAAAAUAUAUAUAUAAUAAUGCCUGAUAUAUUUCGGAGUGAAAAAAAACGGAUGAAGAAAGUAUAAGAGGUUUUGAAUGUUAAUUAUUGUAGGCAGUAUUUAUAAAUAAUUAAAUUUAAAUAACAUUUCACAUCGCGAACUCUAUACGCAAGAGAUAUAAAUAUAUAAAAAAUACUAUUAAUUAAUUAUUAUUAUGUAUAUGUAUAUGUAUAACUUAUAAUCUUAUUAAGUCUUUAUUAUUAACAUUUUAAAUUCGAAUUGUUGAGUCGCGUACGUUUAACGUCUUCGCGACACUUGACGUCACAUCACGGAAUAUUUUAUUAUUAAUUCGUAAUUAAAUUUUUUUUUUUUUUCAUAAUUACUAGUAUUAAUAUUCUCGUGAUUUGACUGUUAGUUGCCUUCGCAAAUGGAGUUCUGUAUUCAAUAAACGCGAGAUAAUUAUAUGAAAAUAUAAUAAUAAUUAAUUUUAAAGAAACGCGUUUUGAUUUUAAUUUUUUUUAAAAAUGGACUGUACUUAUUUUAUGUUACGUGUUUUUAUUAUUUAAGAAAGUAAAUGAGAGAUGUUAGUUUAUGUGUAAUAGGCAUGAUAUUAUGACAAUUGUUUAUCAAUUUAAUUAUUAAUAUUAAUAUUAUUAUUGUAAUAUAAUUUUUAAAAAGAGAACAAAUAUGUAAAUGCAUGAUUUAGUUCGGCCUGAGGGUCUGCGCAGUUAAUUCACUGAUCAUUAUCAUUAAUAUUAUAAUUAUUAUUAUUAUUAUUAUUAAAUAAUUACUGAAACAUUGACACGUUAAUAUUUGUAAUAAAGAAUAAAAUAAAAAUCUCAAUAA